This is a messenger RNA of Ostertagia ostertagi, 1305 nucleotides long. The record is from the annotation of a GenBank genome assembly. NCBI's taxonomy places the organism in Eukaryota, Metazoa, Nematoda, Chromadorea, Rhabditida, Trichostrongylidae.
AUUGUCAAUCGCAGCAGCAGUUCGAGUCUUCAUUCCCUAUUUGUUGUGUUCCAAUCAGAAUGGAACUGGAGGAGUCGUGGUGGAGGCGUGGGUACAGAAGUGGUGAAUAACAAUUCACAGUGCCCGGGACGACAGAUCUAUCGUGUUCUGUGUUUCGAAUUGCGUCUCAGUCCCACAGUGACCGCCAUUGCAUGUCUACGCUCUGGUCUGAUUGCAUUAGCCGGAAUAAUAACUGCUGUGAUGGCUUUCACUCGUAUUGUUCAUCUUCACGCGACCACCCCGUCGCAUCUUCGACUCCUUUUGUUCUACAUUUUAUGUGUGCAUUGCAUUGCUGGUUCAUUUGAAUGGUUGUUUGGGUGGACAACCCAGUUGUCACUUUUUAUCAGCUACGCUAAAGCUAUCGAGCUUUUAAUUAUUUGCUACUUUUAUUUGGACGUUGCUUCAAAGAUGAUGCAUUGGAGUUCUGUGGCAGGAAAGCGGUUAUGCUUUUCCUCAUUAUUCUUGAUGUUUACCUAUUUGCAUUGUUCCCUGGUCGCCGGUUUUCUGUUAUCUAUAGAACCGUGGAGAGAUUGCCAUGCACCCUAUUGGAUUUGGUUCUCCGCUGGAGAAUUUAUGAUGGUGCAACUUAUGGUCGGCUCAUUCUUCCUCAUAUUACGGCGGAUGAACAGAAUUUCUGCUGCGCCCAACAUAAGAGCAAAUCAACGUCGUGAUCUUUUCAGCCUUUUUUGGGCGUUUGAAACGUCGGCAUUGGUCGAUCUUGGCUAUCAUGUCAGUUUGUUCAUCUUGGCAGACGAUAAAAAAGGAUGCAGUGGCAUAUUUGAUCACGAUCAACUACGCUAUUCCUUACUGAAAUUCCCAUACGAUAUUAUAUCAUUUCUUAUGCCUGUUUGGGCGAUUCUUUACGUUUUUCGUUCUGCUCCAAAGUCGAACAGCUAUGAUGAUGAUUUGACAGAGUCGUUAUACUCGUCACGCGCUUCAUCGAUAUCGUCAAUUGCUGAUGUGGUCGUUGUGCGUAAUUGGCGCCGUCGUUAUCGACCAUUAACACAGCCAUCAAGUCAGGACCAGCCGAUCCUGUCGGGACGUCGUCCACGCCCGGCCCCUGGUAGUGCCGCCGGCCGUCUGCGUGCUGUAAGUUCGGCACCGACGAUUGCAGGACGUCGUAUGUCGACCUCGCGAAGCCUUGUCAGCAGUCCUUUAUACUCGAUACCGGAAGAACUGGCGAACCACGAACACGAUGUUGCUGCUGUGGUGGGCUCGAUCGAUCGAUUAUCUAUGGCCCCAUUGAAUGUAGAUACGGAACACUAA